Dunckerocampus dactyliophorus (ringed pipefish) is the source of this 741-nucleotide messenger RNA. Its product is annotated as homeodomain-interacting protein kinase 2-like. The record is from RefSeq and is a predicted model, not a curated record. NCBI's taxonomy places the organism in Eukaryota, Metazoa, Chordata, Actinopteri, Syngnathiformes, Syngnathidae. The transcript has 5 exons. Bases 107 to 649 code for a protein of 180 amino acids.
AGACAGUCAGGAAGCUUAAGUUAAGCUCUCUUGACCACCUCCUUCAACUCCAGCAGUUCCAGUGGUGUCUCACCAAGCACCCUUCGGAACAGAUGCAUCCCAGCGGAUGACGCCUCGUCAGGUGCUGGAUCAUCACUUCAUCAGCAUGAGCCACCUAUGGCCUCAUUUUGCUGUCAGCCCUCACGUCAGGUUUUGCUGCGGGAUAAUGGCGGUCUGUGAGAGCAAAGCACUUCACGGCAGGACGUCUGGAGCUUUGCAGCAGAAGACCUCAAAGAUGACCCACUCUGUCCUGCACUGCCUUCCCUCAGAGAAGACUAACAAAAAAAUUGGUCCAUGUAGGAUCAAGAACAGAGUCCAGUCAAGACAGAAGAAGAAAACCAAGGCUGGAGUGGUUGAACGACCGAAUAAUUUCCACAAAAAGCUAAAGACUGAAGCUCAACACAGUUGCAUGUCCGACCACCUCUACGUGAAGCCUCUGGUGGACUGCAGUCAACCCGCCCAAGCUCCUGGUAGGAGCAGCCUCACUCUGUCCAAGCUCUCCAAGAACGCAAGGAGACCAACAUGUAAAAAAGGAGCCAAGGGUAUCGCUAACGGAGGACAAAAAGAAGCCUCAGGAAGAGGGACAGAACUGAAUCCCAACAACAGAUGAGGGUUGAGGAGCGGAGAACAAGAGACAGUAGUAAAAACCAUGAGUGGACCAUCAAAUAUAAAAACUAAAUUGAAUUUUACAGGUUUUUACUG